Messenger RNA from Eurytemora carolleeae, 2484 nucleotides. Its product is annotated as tyrosine-protein kinase Src42A. Bases 137 to 1675 code for a protein of 512 amino acids. Lineage: Eukaryota; Metazoa; Arthropoda; Copepoda; Calanoida; Temoridae. Gene Ontology annotation, cellular component: extrinsic component of cytoplasmic side of plasma membrane. The record is from RefSeq and is a predicted model, not a curated record. The transcript is spliced from 10 exons. Gene Ontology annotation, biological process: protein phosphorylation; innate immune response; cell differentiation. Gene Ontology annotation, molecular function: non-membrane spanning protein tyrosine kinase activity; signaling receptor binding; ATP binding.
UAAUAUUUUAAAUGUUUCAGAUAAAAAUGCAUUAGUUUUAUUGUUGGAGACUUGCUGGGAAAAUAUUUUAGGGAAAUAAACGGAUAAAUUAAACUUUAUUGACGACAACCACAAAUGGUAAGAUAGUUGAGAUAAAAUGGGAAACUGUUUUUCUACGGAUAGCGGGGGCCAUCAUGCCUCUGCCCCAUCUCCUGGUAUUCCCAGACUAACCGAAGCCCCUGUAGUCUCAGGACUAAACUCGGAGAAUAUAGUCCCGAUGGUUCCUCUGGACCUCGGACAUUCCAGACCGCUACCAGACCCAACAGAAUCAACUCCAUCCAGUAUUAAGGUGUUCGUAGCACUGUAUGAUUAUGAUGCACGGACAGAUGAAGAUUUAAGUUUCAAGAAGGGUGAACACUUGGAGAUUAUUAAUGAUACACAAGGAGACUGGUGGUUUGCUAGAUCCAAAGCAACUAAACAUGAAGGAUAUAUUCCAUCAAAUUAUGUGGCAAAACUCAAAUCAAUAGAAGCAGAACUAUGGUAUUUCGGGAAGAUCAAGAGGAUCGAAGCUGAGAAGAAAUUACUCCUGGUGCAGAAUGAGCACGGUGCCUACCUGAUCAGGGACUCGGAGUCAAGACGAAAUGAUUUCUCUCUCUCCGUCCGAGACGGGGACACGGUGAAGCACUACAGGAUCAGGCAGCUGGACGAGGGAGGGUUCUUCAUUGCACGCCGAACUACUUUUAGAACCCUUCAAGAGUUGGUGGAACACUACAGCAGAGAUGCAGAUGGAUUAUGCGUCAACCUUAGGAAACCAUGCGUCAAGAUGGAUAAACCGACGAUAGCUGACCUGAGUCACAACACGAGGGAUCAGUGGGAGAUAGAGAGAACUAGUCUCAAGUUUGUUCGGAAACUCGGACACGGACAGUUCGGAGAGGUCUGGGAGGGACUCUGGAACAAUACUACUCCUGUUGCAAUCAAAACUCUUAAAACAGGAACCAUGGACCCUAAAGAUUUCCUGUGUGAAGCGCAUAUAAUGAAGAAAUUGCGGCAUCCCAAACUAAUCCAGCUGUACGCGGUAUGUACCCUGGAGGAACCUAUUUAUAUCAUUACUGAGCUCAUGAAGUACGGCAGCUUGUUGGAGUACCUACAAGGUAAGGGUAAGCUGCUGAAGCUCCCCCAGCUUGUGGAUAUGGCUGCUCAAGUAGCCGCCGGUAUGGCCUACCUGGAAUCACAGAAUUAUAUCCAUAGGGAUUUGGCGGCCAGAAACGUCUUGGUUGGGGAGAACAAUAUUGUCAAAAUUGCGGAUUUUGGGUUGGCUCGGUUAAUCAAGGAAGACGAAUAUGAGGCUAGGGUUGGUGCCAGGUUCCCCAUCAAGUGGACUGCCCCCGAGGCGGCAAACUACUCCAGGUUCUCCAUCAAGUCAGAUGUCUGGAGUUUCGGUAUUCUUCUCACAGAGCUCGUCACAUACGGCCGAAUCCCAUAUCCAGGAAUGACGAAUGCGGAAGUGUUGCACCAGGUUGAGCACGGAUAUAGGAUGCAGUGCCCCCAGGGUUGCCCCCCGCUCUUCUACGACAUUAUGCUUGAGUGCUGGCACAAGGACCCGAUGAAACGACCAACCUUCGAGACUCUGCAGUGGAAACUCGAGGAUUUCUUCACAAUGUCCGACUCUGAGUACAAGGACGCCUCAGCGUACUAGGACUCUACGCAGUUGUACAAAUUUUGCGUAUCUUAGUAUUUUUGAUUCAUGACUCCCCUGGUUUAGAUUUAACUAUUAACCCUGUAAGUUUAGCUCUUGUUACUGCAGCUCAAACUAUUAUUUCCCCUAAACCAGGGGGUAUAUAAAAUUCCAUUCAUUACGUCCCAAAUGUUGAUUGAUUGAUAUUAGGGGCAGAAAUUAACCAUAUUGUUAUUGUAAAAAUUGGAAGUUUGAUGUCAAAAAUUCCAUACUGCAGAAUGUAAACUGCAAGGAAGUGGUAUUUUCAGUAUAUCAUAAAUUUACUCUUAUUGAUUAUGAUAAUUUCCAUCUGUUAACUUCCCAAAUGCAGUACACAUAUCUGAAGUAUAGUGCACGAACACAAUCAACUUGCCAAAGUUCACAUUGACACAGAAAGUGUAUACCCCAAAAUGUACUUUCAACACCGAUCCUAAUUGGGAUGAGGAAUGGAAUUACAUGGACCCCUGCCCUAAACUGGUUUAGUUUUGUUGAGAUGACCGUGCAGCUUUUUCUGAAGAUUCCUAGUUAAAAAAUAUUGUCCUCCCAUUUUUAAUUGCUCUCAAAACAACCUCAAUCAAUGUUAGUAAUUUACAUUUUCGUGAACUAUUUGAUUACAUAAACUCGUAUGGCCUUCAUUUUCAAGAUAAAGACGACAUUAUUUUUCUACUAAAAUAUCUGCCAUAGAAUCAUAUUUUUCCAUCCAAUACUUUUCUAGUAACAAAGUUUUCAGAAUUUAACCGUCAUUUACAAAGUAAUACUGAAAACUCUUAUUUGAUUGAUUGAAACCCAUA